This is a messenger RNA of Austrofundulus limnaeus, 1623 nucleotides long. RefSeq names its product coiled-coil domain containing 137 (gene ccdc137). NCBI's taxonomy places the organism in Eukaryota, Metazoa, Chordata, Actinopteri, Cyprinodontiformes, Rivulidae. Gene Ontology annotation, cellular component: nucleus. The record is from RefSeq and is a predicted model, not a curated record. The coding region runs from base 73 to 867 and encodes 264 amino acids. The transcript is spliced from 6 exons.
UUUUCACCUAAAGUUUAAGUCCGGAAGUUGAAUUCUGCAUGUUGUACCACGUGUCGUGUGUUGUGGUUGUGAAUGUUUUUAGCUGUCAUGGGGAAACGAAGGAAGAAUAAAAUUGACAAGGCAGAUAACCAAAAGGAAAAGGCCGGACAGAAUUUGAGUAAAAAGACGCGGAAAAGAGAUGGGAAACCCAAGAACGAGAAGGACCAUCUCGAACACAUCCCUUUCAGACUUCGAGAGAUAAUGAAGAGCAAAGACAAAAUGAAAGCUGGAUCUUUGGGAUCCAAAAAGCUUAGAAAGGCCUCCYCCUCUCACUUAAAGCUAUAUGAUGCUUCAGAUGCAGACCUACCUGCCCUGCAGUUCAGUAGGAAAUCACAUGAGAGUGAAGGUGCUUAUGUGAGACGCAUGGAGGACGAGACGAACUAUGUCCUCUUCCUCUCAAAGAACCAAGUGGACAGAAAGCCCGAGCUUGACGCUGACAACCAGGAAAAGCCUGCAGGCAAGGAGAAGUCUGAGAAAAAGAAGGAGUACGCUAAAACAAGACAGAACAAGCUGCAACAGAAGAAGCURGACAGAAAAGAGGACAAAACAGAGAGAGACAUGUUUGUAGAUAAUGUUCCUUUCGGUGAAGUUGUCAUGGCCCCACCAUCACUAAGUGCCAAACCCAAAAAAGCUCCAGUCAAAAAUAAGAGAGCAUCAAAGGAGCUGCUUCUCACCUCUCUGCUGGGCCACACCACAGCCUCUGCAGCUAAACCUUCCAUGGCCAGACAGCGACUGGUGGAGGAGGAGAGACGGCGAGUCGUCGAGGCGUACCGUCUGCUGAAGAAACGGAAGCAGCAGCAAACCAAGACUGCAAGUUUCAAACCUUGAGCGGGUUAUAACUUAACAUUAAAAAAAACCUCUUAAAUCAGGCACUGCAGAAGAAAUGAUCCCCACAGACGGUAACAUUAUGACCCUGAAGUGGGAUUCUUAUCACAAUACAGACAUUUUUCAGAGAACUAAAGUUGUAUUUGCAUCCACAGGCUGUUAAUAUGCGAUAAAUAAUAAACAUUGUUUAUGUGACACUUUGAUAAUCACAUUUGUUUUAAACAAGGUUGCAAAAGUGUGGACAUGAACUUGCAAAAAGCACACAGCUUCAGUCAGUGCCGUACUGUUCUAAGUGUGUGCUUAUUUGCAUUUACAAUCCACCUGUGUGUGUUUAUACUUGUUAAUUUGAACCUGGCUAUGUUCCUGGACAUUUUAGUGUCAUGAGUAAACGUAGAAAGAAGCCCCUGGUUGCUGCUAUUAAAGAUUUAAUCGUAUUGUUGGUUUAAAUACAAAAAAAAAAAAGAAAGUAUUCAGUCAGAUGACACGGAACACGUUUUACAGUAAAUCACGUUAGGCUUUUUAAUUGUGAGGUCCUUAUGACAGCUUUGUGCAGAUUUUUAUGUUUGUAAUCUUUCAAAGAUUUGCUGUUAUAAAUAAGACUUGUUUAAAUCUUAAUCUCAGAACAAAUACAAAUGCAUUGUUUGGAAAAACAAACAUUUCAUUCGUGCUACUUUUCAGUAGCGAUCAGCCGAUUAAGUGUGUUUCUAGGUUACGUUGUUUUCUCUGGUUUGUGAGUCAAAUUAAACAGUUUGGACAUUU